Aspergillus homomorphus CBS 101889 is the source of this 525-nucleotide messenger RNA. RefSeq lists its product as uncharacterized. Bases 1 to 525 code for a protein of 174 amino acids. The record is from RefSeq and is a predicted model, not a curated record. Gene Ontology annotation, molecular function: carboxy-lyase activity. The transcript has a single exon. Lineage: Eukaryota; Fungi; Ascomycota; Eurotiomycetes; Eurotiales; Aspergillaceae.
AUGCCCGCCCUCCCACCCAACCCAGAAACAACCACCGCCUUCGAAACCGACCUCCUCAACCGCCACCUCAUCUACGACUACGCAGCGCAAGACGAGCACGGCCAGCCGCAGAAAUGGCGCUACGAGAUGUGGUUCUACAACGCCGACCGCAUCGUCUACGCCAUCCACGGCGGGCCGAUGGCGGGCCGCCGGAACUUCCAGGCGGCCACGUACCAAUGCAUCCGGCCGGGCGAGCUGUGGCAGUGCAACUGGCUCGAGGAGACGGGGACCAUCUGCUCGCUCGUGUAUGAUAUCAAGCAACAGAAAAUCACGACGUUGUUGGGGUUCUCGAAGGGUCACUGGGAGCAGAACGUCGAGGCCAGGGGCGACAAGCGCAAUCCCGCGGAUCUGGAGCGCUGGCGGCGGUUGGCGCGUGUCGGGUCGCAGGUUGAUAGGGUUUUGUUGAGUGAGCAGGCGGAGAUUGUGCAGGAUUUUCGCGGGGCUGGCGAUUUGGAGGGGAUUGAGAUGGGGUGGGAGACGCUUUAA